Meloidogyne enterolobii is the source of this 1280-nucleotide messenger RNA. The record is from the annotation of a GenBank genome assembly. Lineage: Eukaryota; Metazoa; Nematoda; Chromadorea; Rhabditida; Meloidogynidae.
AUGUCAACAAUUACAACAGCAUCUCGAGCUAAAACUGAAGUAUCAUCUCGUAAUAUUGACUAUGUUGGUUUUGCCAAUUUUCCUAACCAGGUGUUUAGAAGAUGCAUAAAAAAUGGAUUUGAGUUCUCUCUGAUGGUUGUUGGUCAGUCUGGUUUGGGUAAAUCAACUUUUUUGAAUACACUUUUCAUGGCUGAACUUCACGAUCUGAAGAACGACAAAUCUUUAGAGAUCAAAUCAACAGUGAGUAUUGAGAGCAAAACUUUUAGACUUUCCGAGAAUGAUGUUCGAUUGAAGAUUACUGUUGUGGACACGCCUGGAUUUGGAGACUUUCCUAUAGUUAAAUACAUUGAUGAUCGCUUUGCUGAUUAUUUGGCAGAAGAGACAAAAAUUGACCGAUCUUCCAAAAUUGAAGAUAAACGUGUUCAUCUGUGUAUUUACUUUAUUCCACCUACUGGACAUGGCCUCAAGCAAUUAGAUAUAGCUUUUAUGCAAGCUCUUCAAGAUCGUGUUAACAUAAUUCCAGUUAUUGCCAAAGCAGAUACACUUACUCCUACUGAACUUGGACGUUUUAAACAACAUAUAAUGGAAGACAUGAAUAAGAACAAUAUUUCACUUUACAAGUUACCAGAUUUUGAUUGUGAACAACAGCAAUCGAUUGUUAAUGGUUGUAGUGUUUUACCAACAAAUGGUAAAUCUCAAUCACAUCAAAAUACUACCAAACUUGAAUCAUCUAAACGAUUUCCAUUUGCAAUUAUCGGAUCUACACACGUCAAAGAAGUUUUGGUUGGUGGUGAACAUCGUGCUACUAAGCAAAGGGUUCGAGUUCGUGAAUACCCUUGGGGUAUAGUGGAAGUGGACAAUUUGGGGCAUAACGACUUUGUUGCUCUUCGUGAUAUGAUUAUUCGAAAUAAUUUGAUUGAUCUUAUCGAGGUAACUAAAUGUGUACAUUAUGAGAAUUAUCGAAUGCGUAAUUUACCUCAAAGCAGUUUUGACGAUGAUCCUUUCACGCAAUUGGAAAAGGAAAUUUCUACACGACAAAUUGAAUCUGAAGAUACACGACGAAAGAGACAAGCUCUUUUCAGUGAAGGUGUCGCUGUUCGAGAGCGUCGACUUAUGGAGAGGGCUUUGGCUAUGGAUAAUGAGGAGAAAGAAAAUCGUAAGAUACUCGAGGAGAAACGUGAGUUGUUUGACAAGCUUAAGAAAGAAAUAGACAUGAAAUAGACUGAUAGACUUUUCUAAAAAACAUAUUCGAAAAUCUUGAUUGUACACUUCUACAUUGA